Molecule: messenger RNA, 1167 nt
Organism: Asparagus officinalis (garden asparagus)
Lineage: Eukaryota; Viridiplantae; Streptophyta; Magnoliopsida; Asparagales; Asparagaceae
Product: probable GMP synthase [glutamine-hydrolyzing]
Exons: 4
Coding region: 65-979 (304 amino acids)
Biological process (GO): base-excision repair
Molecular function (GO): DNA-3-methyladenine glycosylase activity
Source: RefSeq, a predicted model, not a curated record
UACCUCCGCUCUCAAGUCUCUUCCCUUCGAAAUCCGUCCAAUUCUUCCCGAAUUUUUGCCGAAUAUGGACAAACGAUCCGCUCCGAAACCCGAAACGUCGGUUAGCAAAACAACAACGGCGAAGACGAAGGAGAAAGAAUCGAGCUCCUCUGAUUCUUCCUCCUCCUCCUCCUCCUCUUCUGGUAGAGGAUCUUUGGCGAGGAAAGAAGCGGGUCAUCGGAGAACGAGGAGGAACAAUAGCGGGUCUAGAUCCAUUAAGGUGGGUCCUGAACCCGUUAAGGUCGGGAUUGUUGAUGCGUCGUGGUUGCUGCUGCCGGACUUGGUGAAGAGGAGGUGCACUUGGAUCACUCCUUACUCUGAGAAAGUCUGUGUUUCCUUUCAUGAUGAAGAAUGGGGAGUCCCAGUUCAUGAUGAUCAAAAGUUAUUCGAGCUGCUUAUUUUGUCACAAGCUUUAGCUGAACUCAGUUGGCCCACAAUUCUUAACAAGAGAGACAUAUUUCGGAAGAUCUUUGAGAGCUUUGAUGCUUCUUCUGUUGCUAAGUUCAGUGAGAAGAAGAUAGCAUCACUAAAAUCAAGUGGCAGCUUAUUAUUGUCUGAACAAAAAUUCCGGGCAGUGGUGGAGAAUGCAAAACAGAUGCUCAAGAUCAUGGAGGAAUUUGGUUCGUUCAGCCGCUACUGCUGGAGCUUCGUGAACCACAAACCGAUCAUAAAUGGUUUUCGUUAUGCUCGCCAAGUGCCAACCAAGACCCCCAAAGCCGAAACCAUGAGUAAAGACUUGAUGCAGAGAGGUUUUCGUUGCGUUGGCCCAACAGUGAUCUAUUCGUUUAUGCAAGCAGCCGGCCUCGUCAAUGACCAUCUCUCCAGUUGCUUCAGAUAUGGAGAGUGUAUUCGUCCUAAAGCCAAAGAGAUGAAAACAAAGAUGGAGGGGUCUGUGGCAAUUUGCGAGGUGAUGGAUGAGGCAUGCUCCUUAAAAGCUUGAUUUAGGGUAACUACAUGUAGUUUUCUAACGGAGAAAUCUAAUUGAUCCUCAGUGUAAAGUUGUGUACAGCGUGUGUCAUGCUGCUUGUAGUUUUCUUGUUGUUUGGUUACUCAUCUGCUAAUAUGUCACUAACAUUUAUGUUGUAUGUUUGGUAUUUUAUGCUGAUUUAAAUCUCACGUGUUGCUUCC